AUGCCAUUGAACCCAUCUGGAGUAGCUGUGCUCUGUUCACCACGGAGGGAAGGAUCUGGUUUUCAUUUUUUAAAGCAAAACUACAAGUUACACAUUACAACCACAACAAUCUCUUAAUUGAAUCAAAACGGCCAGGGCGUGUGAUGGAUAGCAGAUGGAUUGAUGGGAGAAACCACUCAGGGGGAACCUACAGGAUGUCGUGUGUGAAACCAUUAGAAUAAUCUGGACACAGAAUGUCAUGGCUAAUGCAAAUCCUAUCCAAAUGGUGCAGUUUCCCUGUCAGACUGUAGAGAGCUCUCAAACCCACCAUUACAGCAGUACAGUUAGGCUGUUACACAACCUAAAGGCUGGACGAUCGAAGAGAAGGAUCAAAGUAUGUGAUGUGACCGUAUGCUGUAUGCUGACUGUGCUCUCCUGUUCUUUCAGCUCAGGAAUGUGUGUGUGUAAGACGGGAGUGUACGGGCCCAAGUGUGACGAGUGCCACCCAGGCUUCUUCCGUUUCAGCAGCACGGGGUGCCAACCCUGCCAGUGCAACAGCCUUACUAACUACUGCCACCCGCAAUCGGGCAUCUGUCUGAACUGCCAGGCCAACACUCAAGGACCCAACAGUGAGGAAUGCAAGCCUAGAUUCUACUGCAGCUCUGGUGCUGCCACCACCGAUGCCUGUGUCCCCUGCCCCUGUUCCAACACCACCUCCACUGGCACCUGUCACAUUGACUCUGAUGGGUUCCCAGUGUGUGACCAGUGCCUGUCUGAAUACAGCGGUCAGCAGUGUAAACGGUGCAAGGCUGGAUUCUACAGUGCCAACAGUGGGUGUGUCCCCUGCGACUGCAGUGGUAACGCAGACCCAACGCGCCCGGCCCAGCUCUGCCACCCUGACACUGGCCACUGCCUGAGCUGCACCAACAACACCACAGGGCCUCAAUGCCAGCUCUGUGCCGCCGGCUUCACAGGGGACGCCCGCGCCCACAACUGCACCCGCCCAGCAGCACGGAUAAUUCCUACGCCAGAGCCCGUGACAACGACCGAGGCCUCUAAAACCCCCACCCCUGCUCCAACCCCCAGCAGCAAGGGCCUGACCUCCACGCUGCCCACCGGUGCUCCCCCCUCUACCACUAACUCCAGCACCCUACUGAGCAUAGCCACCACCCAGGCGCUGCUCACCAGCCUGGGCAGCCCCUCAGACAACACCACAGCCGCCCUCACAGAGGUCUCCUGGACCCAGUUCAACGUCAUCGUCCUGGCCGUCAUCAUCCUGGUGGUGGUGGUGCUGCUGGGCUUCGUGGGAGGGGUGUACACCUACCGAGAGUACCAGAAUCGCAAGCUCAAUGCUCCCUUCUGGACCAUCGAGCUGAAGGAGGACAACAUCAGCUGCAGCAGUUACCAUGACAGCAUUCCCAACGCUGACGUAUCGGGCUUGCUGGAGGACGAGGCCAACGAGGUGGCGCCCAACGGCCAGCUGGCUCUCACCACCCAGGGCAACUGCUACAAGGCCUAGCCCACAGGGCAGACAGACAGACUGCACACUGCUAACAGACUGGACACACACACAGAGGCUUCCGGCCUGGCUACCUGCCUCACAGGACAGAGACAUGAAAUGGAUAAAGACUUUCAAAGCUGCUGGACACCAAACCCAAAGCUCCAUGUGUAACUCGACUCCCUCUACCCAGCUCCUCUCUCCCUCUGUGGAACAGAAGGAGAUUCUGCAUAAGGCCAUUGGCACCAACAGACAGACAAAUGAAAAAGGGAUGGUGUGUUUCUGUUGCUUUUGUCCUGGCAAAAGAUUACAAGAUUUCGGGCUCCAUUUCAGAUUGAAGUGAUUCACGUAAAAUAAGAAGUCAAUGAAGGGUCCAAAGAGACGACUGUUUUACUUCAGUUGUGCCUGCAGAGGGCACUGUUAAAGAUGUGGAUGGUUGUGGUAAUGGGGUGUUUGCCCAUGCAAGAGUAUAGGACCGUGUGUCUGUUGUAUGGACACUGUUUCUUAUGCAGUUCAAUGGCCAUCAGACCACUCAUCAGGAGACCGAGCAUUUCAGAACCUUUUAAAACGGACUAACAGUUUAAGUUACAACUUGAACGGAGAUCUGGUCCAGACAGUGAUUGUUAUUUUAAUGAAUUGUAUUUAUUGUUUCAAGUUUUGUUCUUGGGAUAAAUGUUCCACGUGUAAGAUGUUUUUCAUGGUGUUUAGAACUGUGUGCUAUAUUGAAUGCAAAUUGAAAAGUGCAACAUUUGUUCAUAUGUAUGUCUUUUUUGUUAGAUAUUGGGAAAAGUGACGGCUGCUGGCUUAAAUGACCUUGUCUUUUGUUUUCGGUUGUAUCCUGUAUGAACAAUUGCCAGGUCCUUACCUUGAGUAUUAACAAGGAGUGUUUUAGAUGAUGAAACAAACAUACCUUGUAUCCUCUCUCCACUCAGUACUGUGCAGGGCAGUAUGUCCCAUUGCUUGUUAUGAUCAUCACAUUGACUUUUUUUUACUGAUGGAGUGCUAAGCUGCUGGUCUGAGAAAGGCCUACCUCUACGGAAGGUGUUGAACACAUUCUUGCUCAAAAAGUAGCUCUAGUCCAGUUAAGCUGGUUUCAUUAAGUAAUCCAAAUCUAGGACAAAAUGAUUCUAGCCUUCAUUUCUUAUAUAGUCUUAUAUCAGUACAAAAUAGACCGAUCUUGGUAAUGUGUUGCCGGCAGCAACACUAUUAAUCCUGCUCGUGCAUUUAUGUUGUUUAUAAACUACAAUGAUAUCUAGGAUUUGUUUCUGUAAAAAUGAAUUCAUGGGUUAAGUUAUUAAGGGAACUGACUCCUCAGGUACUGCUUCUUUCCCCAGUGUGAUCACUGUAAAUAAGAGUAGGACAUUGUACAGAUGAAUGUGAAUAGGAUCAUUAUUAUUGUACAGGUAGAGUGCGGUGUACACUCAGAACAGUCGGUACGGUUACAGUUAAAGGCUCCAAUAUGGUCUGGGCACAGUCCACACAGGAAAUUAAUUAUAAAUUGACCUACCCUCUGUAUUGUCUUGCAGGAUACAUGUCAUCAUCCCUAACUACUGAUUUCAAUUAAAUUAUUCAUGGUAAAUUGUGUAAAUACCACAAACUGAAAAUUUCACAUACAAUGCUAAAUAAAAUUGGGUUUCUUGGUUA
Salvelinus sp. IW2-2015 is the source of this 3121-nucleotide messenger RNA. Its product is annotated as multiple epidermal growth factor-like domains protein 9. Gene Ontology annotation, biological process: tissue development; animal organ morphogenesis. NCBI's taxonomy places the organism in Eukaryota, Metazoa, Chordata, Actinopteri, Salmoniformes, Salmonidae. The record is from RefSeq and is a predicted model, not a curated record.